AUGGAAGAGCAAAAGCCGUCUUCGGCACAGAAAAAACAAGGUAGUGAGAUUGAUGAGAUAUUUGGGGGAAAGAAAAGGAAGAAACCUGAAGCAGAAAAAACAGAAAAAUCUGCAGAUGUAACUAAGAGACCUAAGAAGAUAAAGAAGAAUAUGAAGAAGAAAACCAAAAGGUCAGAUGCUGGAGACUUUGCAGAUCCACCUUCUCGACCGAGAAAGACAACAGACGAUGGACUUGCCAUCUUCAGUGAAGAGGAGUUGGGUAUUAACAGAGCAGAUGCUGGAAAUACCCCACUUUGUCCAUUUGAUUGCUCCUGUUGCUUCUGA
Messenger RNA from Prosopis cineraria, 324 nucleotides. RefSeq lists its product as uncharacterized. The coding region runs from base 1 to 324 and encodes 107 amino acids. The record is from RefSeq and is a predicted model, not a curated record. NCBI's taxonomy places the organism in Eukaryota, Viridiplantae, Streptophyta, Magnoliopsida, Fabales, Fabaceae. The transcript has a single exon.